UUUUUUUUUGGUUCUUUUUUUCGGAGCUGGGGACCGAACCCAGGGCCUUGCGCUUCCUAGGCAAGCGCUCUACCACUGAGCUAAAUCCCCAACCCCUUAUAGCAGAUCUUAAUUCUUGCAUCUCAGUUAACUAGAGGCUUCGGUCAGACUCAGAUGUGAGGACUUUUGUAUUCCCUGUGCAGCAGGCUGCAGGAGCUGUCAAAAUGGCAGAAAUUCCUUCCUGCCCCAGCCUGCAGCCUGUCAGGUAGCUCCACAGGAGCUGUCCACGGUGGCCGUGGCGGUGGCGGCAACUCCUUUCCUGCCUCAGCCUGCAGCUGUCUCAGGAGCUGUCCACGGUGAUGGUUCCUCCUUUCCAGCCUCCCCAAGCACCUCAGCUGUGAUGACCCCUCAGUCAUAGCUGCCACAGGAAGGUCUCAUCCUAACCUACAGGCCUGAUGCAGAGGGUAGGGGGUGAAAAACUUACCAAUCUCCGAGCAGGAAAUCCCACCAGUCCUCACUCUGGAAAUCUCUGCCCUGAAAAGCUCUGCCCCUAAAAAAAUAAAAAAUCCAGUAUCAGCCCUGCCCUUUGUUCAAGUCGCUGCUGUCCUCUCCUGGGAGUAGAGGCAGCCAUUCCUGAGUUUGUCCCUCCACACUUUGGACCCUUCCAACAAAUCUCUUUUAUGAUUUGGUGUGACUCUCUUAUCAGAGGAAGCAAAGAAGAGAAGGAGGGAAGACUGGAAAAAAUAGCAUGAGGCUGUGGUUCCUCAGCUCAGGCGGGGAAACCCUGUCCUAGGAGCUGUAACACCUCUGCUGAGGACGCUUCCUCUCAGAGCUGUGUAGUUCCCAGGAUACCCUGUUGUCUGAGCAGGAACACUUCACCAUUUCCUCCUGUUGUAUCCUGACCCAGUUGUCAUUGUCAUCGCCGUCUUCAUCUUCUUCCUUAAAUAGAAAACUGCUGCUUCUCCUGUAUCAGAUGGGGCUUCUGGAUAAAGAUCCCCACAUAAGUCUGUGCUCUUCGGGGUUCCCACAGCUGCCCAACUCGCUACCCAAUAAGGACACUUUCUUUCUUUUUUCUAUUUCUUUUUUGGCCUUUUCAGUUUCUUUCUACAUCAUCCUGGCUAUUCUCAAAAUCACUAUGUAGACCAGGUUGGCCUCAAAAAAGAGAUCCAAACUCUUGUUUUAUAAAAGCAAGAGUAAGAUAUAAAACCAGAAAGAGACUCAAAACCUUGGUGAAAUCAGAUGUGGUAGUGCAUGCGUGAGUUCCUGUCCUGACCCCCUUCAAUGAGGAACGAUAGGAUGGACUAAACCCUUUCCUCCCCAGCUGGGUUUUGGUCAUGGUGUUUGGUCACAGCAAUAGAAACCAUGACUAAGAUACCUAGUUUGCAGAGUGCCCUGGGUUUCAUCCCAGCACCAAAUAAAACUGGGGAUGCUGAAUUUGAGCAUGCAGGAGUUAAGAGGUAGAAGAACCAGGAGUUCUUGGUCAUCCACAGCUACAUAGUGAGUGUUGAGGCUAGCCUGGACAACAUGAGGCCCUAUCUGGAAAAGAAGAAAAGGCGAUUAUUGUUUUCAUUAAUAAGUAGUUUUUCUACUACUCCCUAGGACUGAUAUUGCUUGUCCUUGUCUGGGUUUAUUGUGCAGUGACCCCUCAGGCAAAGGUCAGAGUUCAGGCAGUCUGUAAAAUCAAAGGAUGUUAACAUCUAAGCUUGCAUUUCUAGGCAUUGGCAGUCACUGAGCAUGAACGGUGGACUGAAUAUUUUAAAAUAUAUUUAUUUUGUGAAUAUGGGUGCUUUGCCUGACUGUAUAUCCGUGUACUACAGUUGUACCUACUACUGCUGGAAGAUACAGUGUCAGAUUUUUGGCUUAGAACUCCAGAUGAUUGUUAGCCAUCAUGUGAGUGCUGGAUACAGACCUUGGGUCCUCUGUGAGAACAAGUGCUCCUAAGCACUGAGCAGUUCUCCCGCUGUGGAGAAAUCAGACAAGGCUUUCCUCCCAACAGAGUUGCUAGUGCCACAGAGAUGAUAUUCCAUGUUUGGAUCUCAGUCUAGUCACAUAUUUUGAGCAAGCUGAUCCAGUAUGUGGGGGUUUUGUUGUUCAUUUGUUUUCUUAAGGCAGGUUGUUUUUGAGAUAGUCCUGGGGGACCUGGAACUCACUCUGUAGACCAGGAUGUCCUCAAAUUCAAGAGAUCCACCUGCCUUUGCCUCCCAAGUGCUGGGAACCAGAGGUGUGUGCCACCACGCCCAGCCUUCUUACCAUUUUUGUUAUAGUUCUCUUUGGGAGGGGUAGUACAGAUAAUCAGAUCCAGGGCUUUGCACUGUGGCACAGUGGUAAUUAUUCUCAUAAGGUCUCUGGACAUUAGGUGUCAGACACAUCGACUCUAGUAUUCCAGGUGUUCAGUUGGCUCUCGAAGGCACAGACUCUUGGCGUGGCCUCUUGUGUGAAUCAUCUCCACACUCUGAACAGUCUUCCUUGUUGGUCUUCUGGUAUUUAUUCAGAAAGGAGCAAAGGGCUUGGUUUCAUACCCAGUCCUGGUUGUUUGUUUUUAAAAAUAUCUUUAUAGAAUGUUGGGUCCCAUGCAUGCUAGGCAAAUGCCCUACCACUGGGCUAUAUACUUUUCAUUUAAAAACAGGGUCUAUGGACUGGAGAGGUGGCUCAGCGGUUAAGAGCACUGACUGCUCUUCCAGAGGUUCUGAGUUCAAAUCCCAGCAACCACAUGGUGGCUCACAACCAUCUGUAAUGGGAUCUGAUGCCCUCUUCUGGUGUGUCUGAAGAUAGCUACAGUGUACUCACAUAUAAUAAAUAAAUAAAUCUUAAAAAAAAUUAAAAACAGGGUCUAUGUUGUCCAUGCUAUCCUGGACCGUGUUGAUGACACAGCUGUAUUAUUUAGGAAAGCAACAGUAUUGAGGUGAUUUCCCUGCUUCCUUACAAAUAAAAGGAUCAGCUAGCCAUUUGCCUUUUGUUCCCUCUGGUAGCUUAAAUGUGCAUUUCGCUGUACAAAAAAAGGGUAAGCCCAACGCUAUUAGUCUCACCACCAUACAACAAGCAAACAGCCUUGGAAGGUAGGUCAUUCAUUUCUAUAGACUACUUAGGAGCUGCCCAAGGUACAAGAUCAGUCAACUUACCAUUCUAGUCAUUCAGUUUUACCAGAUGUGCCCUUUAUGCAUCAAAACAUUUUCAUUGCUCCCUUCUCAAUUCCUGGCUGUGACAACUUUAUCAUCAUGGGAUGCUGCUGUUCAAAAAUCCAUGUUGACAUUGUGUGACUUUCCCUAGGAAGACAUAUAGAAAUGUCUUCUCCAACUAGGGCAAACAAACAUUGGAGAACACAAGAGUCUUCUACUCAUAACACAUCUCACAACCUGCUUAAAAACACACCAUCCACCUUCUUGCCCUUAAGAAUCCGUUGGCUUCAUUCAAAUGGGCCGCCUUCGCGGAUACCCAAUCAGAAUGCCCGGUCUUCAGCCACCGACCAAUAAAUGAAUGCAAUAGAUAGGAGGAAAGUAGGCAUGAAGCCAUCUCACCGCGCCAUUACAUUUUAGGGCAGGGAGGUUAAGAAGUCGGCAUGGCGUUUGGGUCAAUAAAAUCGAUAGCUGGAACCUGCCUGUGUUUUAGGCAGCGGUGGUGCAGGAGCGGCGCCGCCAUCUUCCCCGAAGGCAUCUUCCGGUGCUUCUCACCCAAGUUCCAGCAGGAGUUCCCUGAAUAACGGGGCGGUCUGUGUCUGGCCGCCCGGCCCCUCAGGCAGCCGAUUCAGAUUUCCUCCCGGCCGAAGGCCGGGCUUCUAAGUCUCGGGGUACGCGGUGCCCGGGGCAAGGCCGGGGAGCAGGUCCAAUGGCGCCGCCUUCGGCCCCGCUGCUUGAGCAGGCACCCGGAGAGGUUGGACCUACUCGGAGAAGGGGCAGGAGACCAAGGGCCUUGAAGUUCGCGGAUGUGGCCGUGUACUUCUCCUCGGAGGAGUGGGGGCGUCUGCGGCCCGCGCAGAGGACUCUGUACCGGGAUGUGAUGCGCGAGACCUACGGCCUCCUGGGCGCGCUCGAAACCAGGACCAGGCAGAAGAAUGAAGAGAAGGAAGUAUUCCCACCUAAGGAUGUACCCCGAAAGGGGAAGCGAGGGCGGAAGCCCAGCAAACCCCGGCUGAUUGCCAGGCAGACAUCCGGCGGCCCCAUCUGCCCUGACUGUGGCUGUACCUUCCCUGACCUCCCCGCCCUGGAGAGCCACAAGUGCGCCCAGAAUCUGAAGAAACCCUACCCCUGCCCGGAUUGUGGGCGCCGCUUUUCCUACCCAUCCCUGUUGGUCAGUCACAGGCGGGCACACUCUGGUGAGUGCCCUUACGUUUGUGACCAGUGUGGCAAACGUUUUUCCCAGAGGAAAAACCUGUCUCAGCACCAAGUCAUACACACAGGAGAGAAGCCCUACCACUGCCCUGACUGUGGCCGCUGCUUUCGACGGAGCCGGUCCUUGGCCAAUCACCGGACCACGCACACCGGUGAGAAGCCUCAUCAGUGCCCUAGUUGCGGGCGUCGCUUCGCCUAUCCAUCUCUGCUCGCUAUCCACCAACGGACACACACAGGAGAGAAGCCCUACACCUGCCUAGAAUGCAGCCGUCGUUUCCGCCAGCGCACUGCCCUGGUCAUCCACCAGCGCAUCCACACUGGAGAGAAGCCUUACCCGUGUCCUGACUGUGAGCGGCGUUUCUCCUCUUCCUCUCGCCUGGUUAGCCACCGGCGUGUGCACUCUGGGGAGCGGCCCUAUGCCUGUGAGCACUGUGAAGCCCGCUUCUCUCAGCGCAGCACCCUGCUCCAGCACCAGCUUUUGCACACAGGGGAGAAACCCUACCCCUGCCCAGACUGUGGCCGUGCCUUCCGAAGGAGCGGCUCCUUGGCCAUCCAUCGCAGCACCCACACGGAAGAGAAGCUGCACGCCUGCGAUGACUGUGGCCGCCGCUUUGCCUAUCCCUCGCUGCUGGCCAGUCAUCGGCGUGUGCACUCAGGAGAGCGGCCCUAUGCCUGUGACCUUUGCUCCAAACGCUUUGCCCAGUGGAGCCACUUGGCUCAGCACCAGCUUCUGCACACUGGGGAAAAGCCUUUCCCUUGCCUUGAGUGUGGCAGGUGCUUCCGCCAGAGGUGGUCCCUGGCUGUCCACAAGUGCUGCCCCAACACCCACAAUGGCAGCCCUAGACCACUUAUAGGAGGGCCCAAUCAGAGGAGCAGUGCUCUUUAGCAUGACAAAGAUUAUGGAAAGUCACUUUAUGGGGGCGUGCAAAACUCAGAGGAGAAGACCUAAAGCCCUGGCCCCCUGCUCCACACCCUGAACUCCACCACACUGGCUGCCCUAUAGCAUGUCUGAAACAGUUAUCAGGAGACAUGAUGCCAUUUGAUUAAAGUUUUCCGAGCUAACUUGUCUUAAAA
Rattus norvegicus (Norway rat) is the source of this 5378-nucleotide messenger RNA. Lineage: Eukaryota; Metazoa; Chordata; Mammalia; Rodentia; Muridae. The record is from RefSeq and is a predicted model, not a curated record.